This is a messenger RNA of Coregonus sp. 'balchen', 9844 nucleotides long. The record is from the annotation of a GenBank genome assembly. Lineage: Eukaryota; Metazoa; Chordata; Actinopteri; Salmoniformes; Salmonidae.
AUGAACGUUGUCUUCCGUUACAGCAAUGAGUUACUAGAGGUACAGGUGACUGCUGUCUGAAUUGCAUUUCAUAUUUCAUAUGACCGAUGGUAUUGUCAUGUUUUCCACUGUUUGGGAUGGUAUUGAUAUGAAUCAGACCAUGGUUUACAUCACACAGUGUCAAGUAGUGUAUUAUGUAUUUAUUUGAGGUGGGUGUUCAUGAGUAAAGUACUGAUUUUCAAGUUCUUAUUGACUACUGAUAUGUGACUAUAUUAGGACUAAACAUGUUGAAAGCGGAGCUAGUGUAUCUGGGUAACUAGAGAGGCGUUCCGUAGGGACAUUGUCAAUCAGCUUUUCUCUCUUCGUACAGCCUUUACACCGGACCCACGCAACCCGCCAGUUGACCGGUAAGUACCUCACAACAGACUCACCCUUGACCCCAAAUCUAAACCCAUAGGCACUUGUAUAGCUUGGAGGGGAUUGGGUAGGUAUACAUUUCCACAUGGCCUAUCAGAGGGCAAGCUGAAGCUCGUGGCUAUAUUGCUUCCAUCUAGCCAGGCCUCUUAGUGCUCCAUAAUUGAAUAGGGGUUGAUUUUAGGACCCUCUCCACCAAUCCUUUCCUCUCUCCACCAAUCCUUCCCUAGUCCUUCCUGUCUCCACCAAUCCUUCCCUAGUCCUUCCUGUCUCCACCAAUCCUUCCCUAGCCGUUCCUCUCUCCACCAAUCCUUCCCUAGCCGUUCCUCUCUCCACCAAUCCUUCCCUAGUCCUUCCUCUCUCCACCAAUCCUUCCCUAGUCCUUCCUCUCUCCACCAACCCUUCCCUAGUCCUUCCUCUCUCUACCAAUCCUUUCCUAGUCCUUCCUCUCUCCACCAAUCCUUUCCUAGUCCUUCCUCUCUCCACCAAUCCUUUCCUAGUCCUUCCUCUCUCCACCAAUCCUUCCCUAGUCCUUCCUGUCUCCACCAAUCCUUCCCUAGCCGUUCCUCUCUCCACCAAUCCUUCCCUAGUCCUUCCUGUCUCCACCAAUCCUUCCCUAGUCCUUCCUCUCUCCACCAAUCCUUCCCUAGUCCUUCCUGUCUCCACCAAUCCUUCCCUAGUCCUUCCUCUCUCCACCAAUCCUUCCCUAGUCCUUCCUGUCUCCACCAAUCCUUCCCUAGUCCUUCCUCUCUCCACCAAUCCUUCCCUAGUCCUUCCUGUCUCCACCAAUCCUACCCUAGUCCUUCCUCUCUCCACCAAUCCUUCCCUAGUCCUUCCUCUCUCCACCAAUCCUUCCCUAGUCCUUCCUCUCUCUACCAAUCAUUCCCAACCCCUUGCCCUCCCCCAAACAAUAAUCAGUAACUUAAUUUCUCCAAAGGCGGUUCCCCACUGGAGUAAGACGAGAUGUUUUUCUCAAUGGGGUGAGUUCAGGCGUUUACCUGCUAUUGAUUUCAGCUGAAGUAUAUAUUAAACGGUCAUUAAUAUUAACAUACGCUGAAUUUGAUCCACAGUUCUAUUGAUAUUAACAUGAUGUGGUUCAUUUCAUCCCCAGUCCUACAACGAUUACAUGAGAGAGUUCCACCACACCAUUGGGCCGCCUCCUCCUUGGCAAGGAAUGGUAUGUUAAAAAUGAUCUAGAAUUUAGAUGUUAAAUGUUCUAGAAUCUACAGCAGAUGUUAAAUGUUCUAGAAUCUAGAUGGUAAAUGUUCUAGACUCUAGAUGGUAAAUGUUCUAGAAUCUAGAUGGUAAAUGUUCUAGAAUCAAGAUGCUACAUUUUCUAAAAUGUAGAUGGUAAAUGUUCUAGAAUCUAGAUGGUAAAUGUUCUAGAAUCGUUCCUGGGGACCCCCCUGGGUGCACGUUAAUGGUUUUUGCCCUAGCGCUACACAGCUGAUUCAAAUAACCAACUCCUCAUCAAGCUUUGAUUAUUUGAAUCAGCUAUGUAGUGCUUGGGCAAAAACCAAAACGUGCCCCCAGGACCGAGUUUGGAAAACCUUCAUAUAGAUGACGUCGCCAUAGUCUAGGACCGAGGAACGCCGACUGAAUAAUCUGCUUUCUACUAUUUGGUGAGAGGCAGAACCUACAGUGCUAUGAAAAAGUAUUUGCCCCCUUUCUAAUUUUCUCUAAUUGUGCAUAUCUGUGAUACUGAAUGUUAUCAGAUCUUCAACCAAAACCUAAUAUUAGAUAAAGGGAACAUAAGUGAACAAAUAACACAACAAUUACAUAUGUAUUUCAUAAACAAAGUUAUGCAACACCCAAUUCCCCUGUGUGAAAAAGUAAUUGCCCCCUUACACUCAAUAACUGGUUGUGCCACCUUUAGCUGCAAUGACUCCAACCAAAUGCUUCCUGUAGUUGUUGAUCAGUCUCUCACGUCGCUGUGGAGGAAUUUUGGCCCACUCUUCCAUGCAGAACUGCUUUAACUCAGUGACGUGUGGGUUUUCAAGCAUGAACUGCUCGUUUCAAGUCCUGCCACUACAUCUCAACUAGGCCAUUCCAAAACUUCAAAAUUGUUGCUUUUUAGCCAUUUAAUGUAGACUUGAUUUGUGUGUUUUGGAUCAUUGUCUUGCUGCAUGACCCAGCUGCGCUUCAGCUUCAGCUCACAGACGGAUGGUCUGACAUUCUCCUGUAGAAUUCUCUGAUACAGAGCAGAAUUCAUGCUUCCUUCUAUUAAGGCAAGUCGUCCAGGUCCUGAGGCAGCAAAGCAUCCCCAAACCCUGGGGUGGUUGUCUUGAUGAUCAUCCAGGUGCUUUUUGGCAAUCUUGAGUCAACUUUUUGGACGAGAUGGGUCCCAUUAAGCCUGGCGAAAACCAAACACUGCAUUCCACAGUAAGAACAUCAUACCAAAGGUCAAGCGUGGUGGUGGUGUGAUGGUUUGGGGAUGCUUUGCUGCCUCAGGACCUGGACGACUUGCCUUAAUAGAAGGAACCAUGCAUCCUGUUUCCAUUGAUCAUCUUUGAGAUGUUUCUACAUCUUGAUUGAAGUCCACCUGUGAUAAAUUCAAUUGAUUGGACAUGAUUUGGAAAGGCACACACCUGUCUAGAUAAGGUCCCACAGUUGACAGUGCAUGUCAGAGCAAAAACCAAGCAAUGAGCUCUGUAGAGCUCAGAGACAGGAUUGUGUCGAGGCACAGAUCUGGUGGAAGGGUACCAAAAAAUAUCUGCAGCAUUGAAGGUCCCCAAGAACACAGUGGCCUCCAUCAUUGUUAAAUAGAAGAAGUUUGGAACCACCAUACACUUCCUAGAGCUUGCCGCUUGGCCAAACUGAGCAAUCGGGGGAGAAGGGCCUUGGUCAGGGAGGUGACCAAGAACCCAAUGGUCAAUCUGACAGAGCUUCAAAGUUCCUCUGUGGAGAUGGGAGAAACUUCCAGAAGGACAAUCAUCUCUGCAGCACUCCACCAAUCAGGCCAUUAUGGUAGAGUGGCCAGAUGGAAGCCACUCCUCAGUAAAAGGCAUAUAACAGCCCGCUUGGAGUUUGCCAAAAGGCACCUAAAGACUCAGACCAUGAGAAACAAGAUUCUCUGGUCUGAUGAAACCAAGACUGAACUCUUUGGCCUGAAUGCCAAGCGUCAUGUCUGGAGGAAACCUGGCACCAUCCCUACGGUGAAGCAUGGUGGUGGCAGCAUCAUGCAGUGGGGAUGUUUUUCAGUGGCAGGGACUGGGAGACCAGUCAGGAUCGAUGGAAAGAUGAACGGAGCAAAGUACAGAGAGAUCCUUGAUGAAAACCUGCUCCAGAGUGCUCAGGACCUCAGACUGGGGCGAAGGGUCACCUUCCAACAGGACAAUGACCCUAAGCACAUAGCCAAGACAACACAGGGGUGGCUUUGGGACAAGUCUCUGAAUGUCCUUGAGUGGCCCAGCCAAAGCCGGUCCCCAUCCAACCUGACAGAGCUUGAGAGGAUCUGCAGAGAAGAAUGGAAGAAACUCCCCAAAUGCAGGUGUGCCAAGCUUAUAGCGUCAUACCCAAGAAGACUUGAGGCUGUAAUCGCUUCCUAAAGGUGCUUCAACAAAGUACUGAUAAAUAAAUAAAGUGCACUUCACAAAGUAGAUGGCAUCAUGAGGAAGGAAAAUGAUGUGGAUAUAUUGAAGCAACAUCUCAAGACAUCAGUCAGGAAGUUGAAGCUUGGUCGCAAAUGGGUCUUCCGAAUGGACAAAGACCCCAAGCAUACUUCCAAAGUUGUGGCAAAUUGGCUUAAGGACAACAAAGUCAAGGUAUUGGAGUGGCCAUCACAAAGCCCUGACCUCAAUCCUAUAGAACAUUUGUGGGCAGAACUGAAAAAGGGUGUGCGAGCAAGGAGGCCUACAAACCUGACUCAGUUACACCAGCUCUGUCAGGAGGAAUGGGCCAAAAUUCACCCAAUUUAUUGUGGGAAGCUUGUGGAAGACUACCCGAAACGUUUGACCCAAGUUAAACAAUUUAAAGGCAAUGCUACCAAAUACUAAUUGAGUGUAUGUAAACUUCUGACCCACUGGGAAUGUGAUGAAAGAAAUAAAAGCUGAAAUAAAUCAUUCUCUCUACUAUUAUUCUGACAUUUCACAUUCUUUAUAAUAAAGUGGUGAUCCUAACUGACCUAAGACGGGGACUUUUUACUAGGAUUAAAUGUCAGGAUUUGUGAAAAACUGAGUUUAAAUGUAUUUGGCUAAGGUGUACGUAAACUUCCGACUUCAACUGUAUAGUGUAGAUAGAGCUCUAUCCAUCCAUGUAUCUAUCUAUCUAGGUCAUAUAUAUCUACAACUCUCUAUGGUUUGAUAAAGAAACGUAUCAAAAGUGAAAUUGCCGUAUGCGACCUUCUGUAAUAAAAUAGGCUGAUCUGCUUCUACCUUUUUAAUAUAUUUGUUGUAAAUACUUUUGUGAAUAGUUAAUUAAUUCACUGAACUUUAUCUUUACACUGGCCACUUUGUCUACCUGUCAUUUAGGGGACUUUUUUUUCCCCCCACUGACCUCUUAAUUAAUUAAUUCAUUGUAUAAAUCGAAUACGAUUUCUUUUCAUCUCUAGGAAGUCUCGAGGUUUUGCUCGCCUGAGGUAGAGUAUCUUAUGAUAAGCUGUAGACCACACUAUUUACCAAGAGAGUUUUCAUCUAUAUUUUUCAUAGCUGUCUAUUUACCACCACAAACCAAUGCUGGCAUUAAGAUUGCACUGAAUGAGUUGUACAAGGCCAUAAAUCAACAGGAAAACGCUCAUCCAGAUGCAGCACUCCUAGUGGCCGGGGACUUUAAUGCAGGGAAACUUAAAUCCGUUCUACCUAAUAAUAAUAAAUAAUAUGCCAUUUAGCAGACGCUUUUAUCCAAAGCGACUUACAGUCAUGUGUGCAUACAUUUUUGUGUAUGGGUGGUCCCGGGGAUCGAACCAACUACCUUGGCGUUACAAGCGCCGUGCUCUACCAGCUGAGCUACAGAGGACCUCUUCUCCUCUCCCCUGCCACUCUUUCCUUAGUGUACAAGAGAAAGUACUGUUUUCUGUCAAUAUACCUGGUACAGUAAUGGUUAAUAAACAACUCUUAAGGGGGCCCUAUAAAAUGGAGAUUUUUUUUCCCCAAAUUAUGUUUUAUUUUCCCCAAAGUAUGUUUUCAUUGGUAUGAGAUUAGUUCUUUUUUUUUUUUCACUUUCAAAAUUAGAAUUGUUCAUAGAGAAACAACAAAAUUGGAUUUUCUGAGUCCAUGUCAAUGUUUAAAUCACAUUUUUAGCUCUGGAAGAAAACGAUCAAAUAGAUUUUUUUAGUAUAAUUCCCCUUUAAUUGCGCGUCUAGCGUGUGAGGAAUGUGCCUUCUAACGUGCCGGUCUAGUGAUGGUUCUGUACUGAUGCUACUCAUUUCACAGCAAAGUUUGCAAAUAACAAAUAAUAGAUAAUGAUAUGCUUCCUCACGACAUACUUCUGCCAGGUAAGACUACUCUGCAGUUAAAAUGUAAUUGAGAAGGUUUUGGGGAAAGUAUUUCUGUCAACCAACAAGAUGGUUAUCACAUCAACUGGCUACACAUGGAGUGAUAGACAAACGCCUGCACCACACAGACAGACAGGGGCAAUAUUGCUGGAAAUUAAUUGGCAGAUAUUGUCUUAAGUUUGGCUUUUUAAACCAAUAGUGGCUAACCAGGGGUGGGAUAAUGUCAAUGUUGCGUUGAUUAGAUAGUAGCUGGGAGCUUGCGGUGUCUGAUACUUGUGAUAUUUGUUUAUGACAGUUUGCGGUGGAACACGUGAAAAUUGCAUGUACUUUAAGAAUUGUUUGGCGAGCUACACAUAAGUGGCCUGCAAACUACUGGUAGCUAGCGAUCUACCUGUUGGAGACCCCUGACCUCCACUAUGUUUGACCUGUUGGAGACCCCUGACCUCCACUAUGUUUGACCUGUUGGAGACCCCUGACCUCCACUAUGUUUGACCUGUUGGAGACCCCUGACCUUUUUUCAUAGCUGUCUAUUUACCACCACAAACCAAUGCUGGCAUUAAGAUUGCACUGAAUGAGCUGUAUAAGGCCAUAAGUCAACAGGAAAACGCUCAUCCAGAGGCAGCGCUCCUAGUGGCCGGGGACUUUAAUGCAGGGAAACUUAAAUCCGUUCUACCUAAUUUCUACCAGCAUGUUAAAUGUGCAACCAGAGGAAAAAAAACUCUAGACCACCUUUACUCCACACACAGAGACGCAUACAAAGCUCUCCCUCGCCCUCCAUUUGGCAAAUCUGACCAUAACUCUAUCCUCCUGAUUCCUGCUUAUAAGCAAAAACUAAAGCAGGAAGCACCAGUGACUCGGUUAAUAAAAAAGUGGUCAGAUGACGCAGAUGCUAAGCUACAGGACUGUUUUGCUAGCACAGACUGGAACAUGUUCCGGGAUUCUUCAGACAGCAUUGAGGAGUACACCACAUCAGUCACUGGCUUCAUCAAUAAGUCAAUCGAUGAUGUCGUCCCCACAGUGACCGUACGUACAUACCCCAACCAGAAGCCAUGGAUUAUAGGAAACAUCCGCACUGAGCUAAAGGGUAGAGCUGCCGCUUUCAAGGAACGGGACUCUAACCCGGACGCUUAUAAGAAAUCCCGCUAUGACCUCCGACGAACCAUCAAACAGGCAAAGAGUCAAUACAGGACUAAGAUUGAAUCGUACUACACCGGCUCUGACGCUCGUCGGAUGUGGCAGGGCUUGCAAACUAUUACAGACUACAAAGGGAAGCACAGCCGCGAGCUGCCCAGUGACACAAGCCUACCAGACGAGCUAAACCACUUCUAUGCUCGCUUCGAGGCAAGCAACACUGAAGCAUGCAUGAGAGCACCAGCUGUUCCGGAUGACUAUGUGAUCACGCUCUCCGUAGCCGAUGUGAGUAAGACUUUUAAGCAGGUCAACAUUCACAAGGCCGCAGGGCCCAGACGGAUUACCAGGACGUGUACUCCGAGCAUGUGCUGACCAACUGGCAAGUGUCUUCACUGACAUUUUCAACAUGUCCCUGACUGAGUCUGUAAUACCAACAUGUUUCAAGCAGACCACCAUAGUCCCCGUGCCCAAGGACUCUAAGAUAACCUGCCUAAAUGACUACCGACCCGUAGCAGUGACGUCUGUAGCCAUGAAGUGCUUUGAAAGGCUGGUCAUGGCUCACAUCAACAGCAUUAUCCCAGAAACCCUAGACCCACUCCAAUUUGCAUACCGCCCCAACAGAUCCACAGAUGAUGCAAUCUCUAUUGCACUCCACACUGCCCUUUCCCACCUGGACAAGAGGAACACCUACGUGAGAAUGCUAUUCAUUGACUACAGCUCAGCAUUCAACACCAUAGUGCCCUCUAAGCUCAUCACUAAGCUAGGGAUCCUGGGACUAAACACCUCCCUCUGCAACUGGAUCCUGGACUUCCUGACGGGCCACCCCCAGGUGGUAAGGGUAGGUAACAACACAUCUGCCACACUGAUCCUCAACACGGGGGCCCCUCAGGGGUGCGUGCUCAGUCCCCUCCUGUACUCCUGUACUCCAACACCAUCAUUAAGUUUGCCGACGACACAACAGUGGUAGGCCUGAUCACCGACAACGAUGAGACAGCCUAUAGGGAGGAGGUCAGAGACCUGGCCGUGUGGUGCCAGGACAACAACCUCUCCCUCAACGUGACCAAGACAAAGGAGAUGAUUGUGGACUACAGGAAAAAAAAGAGGACUGAGCACGCCCCCAUUCUCAUCGACGGGGCUGUAGUGGAACAGGUUGAGAGCUUCAAGUUCCUUGGUGUCCACAUCACCAACGAACUAUCAUGGUCCAAACACACCAAGACAGUCGUGAAGAGGGCACGACAAAGCCUAUUCCCCCUCAGGAGACUGAAAAGAUUUGGCAUGGGUCCUCAGAUCCUCAAAAAAUUCUACAGCUGCACCAUCGAGAGCAUCCUGACUGGUUGCAUCACCGCCUGGUAUGGCAACUGCUUGGCCUCUGACCGCAAGGCACUACAGAGGGUAGUGCGUACGGCCCAGUACAUCACUGGGGCCAAGCUUCCUGCCAUCCAGGACCUCUAUACCAGGCGGUGUCAGAGGAAGGCCCUCAAAAUUGUCAAAGACUCCAGCCACCCUAGUCAUAGACUGUUCUCUCUGCUACCGCACGGCAAGCGGUACCGGAGUGCCAAGUCUAGGUCCAAAAGACUUCUCAACAGCUUCUACCCCCAAGCCAUAAGACUCCUGAACAUCUAAUCAAAUGGCUACCCGGACUAUUUGCACUGCCCCCCCACCCCAUCCUUUUUACGCUGCUGCUACUCUGUUAAUUAUUUAUGCAUAGUCACUUUAACUCUACCCACAUGUACAUAUUACCUCAACUACCUCAACUAGCCGGUGCCCCCGCACAUUGACUCUGCAACGGUACCCCCCUGUAUAUAUAGCCUCCCUACUGUCACUUUAUUUUACUUCUGCUCUUUUUUUUCUCAACACUUUUUUUUGUUGUUGUUUUAUUUUAUUUUAUUUUUUUGUUAAAAAUAAAUGCACUGUUGGUUAAGGGCUGUAAGUAAGCAUUUCACUGUAAUGUCUGCACCUGUUGUAUUCGGCGCAUGUGGCCAAUAAAAUUUGAUUUGAUUUGAUAGGCGCAGUACCCUGGGAUGGAGCAGCCACCUCACCACCCGUUCUACCAGCACCACCCUCCUCCUCCCCAGGCACACCCCCCCUACGCUGGGCACCACCCUGGGCACCACCCUGUACCACAUGACGCCCGCUUCAGGGAGAAGAGAGUCGUCCGCUCCUUCAGCUCCAACCUGGUAAAAGUUCAUUUCCUGUUUCCUGUCUGCUCUGAUGGGAUUACUUGUUUUGAAGAGGAUAAUUCAUCAACUCUUGGAGGGCAGUGGAAGUUGAUCAAAACGCAAAAAAUAAACAACUGAUGAAGAGGUUAAGGACCAAAUUACUUUGGUUUUAUCAAUAAAGAAGCGUUUUUAGUCAACUUCCGCUGCCCUCCAAGAGUUGAUGAAUUUCCUCUUUACUUCAGUUUGCUACUCAUGCACCUUGGUUGGGGAGCGAGAUAGCGUCAGUGUUCCCUUUUGCAGUGACUACUUGUUUUACCAGGCAGUCAUACGACGUUACUGUGGCAAUGUUUCGUUUAGUUACAAUACGUUUUGCUCCGUUGAGCCCAUACUUGAUAGGUUGCCCACCUACCCCAACAGAAGGAUUCUGCAUCACCCAUUCACACAUGUUCACUUAAAUGUGUUAAUGCCCAGAGGGACUAUAACUAGUUAGUAGUCUGAACACCACAUCUCUCUCCCCCUUCUGCAGCAUGACUAUGACAUGCGGGUGGAUGACUUCCUGAGACGGACCCAGGCCGUGGUGACCGGUCGCCGCAGCCGUCCCCGGGAACGAGACCGGCAGAGGGAGCGAGAAAGGCCCCGGGACGCCCGCCGGGACCGGGACCGCGACCGCGACAGGGAGAGAGACAGGAUCAGGGACAGGGAGAAGGAGAGGGGGCGCUACAGGAGAUAA